AUGGCGAUCGCCUUCUCCCCACCCAUCCCCUAUCCUACGAACCUACCGACGGCGACGCAACUGUCGAUCCUGAGCCAGUUGAAGCAUGCGUUGAUCGGCCACCAUGCCCGCAAGCUCGUCGUGCUCGCUCAUCCCGGCGCACUCGAACAACUUGUCCAACUCGGCGGCCAUCACCUGCGACCGGAUACACACCAUCCAGAGGUGCAAGUGGUCAAUGAGGCGGUGACGCUCUUGGGGACCUUGUCUUUGCGUCAGUCACGGAGGGGACAUCGAGCCUGGGACCGUUCAAACACUGACCACUCCAGCGCCGUUUCUGCGAUCACAGCGACCCAUCAAGCUCAACUCGCACUGCUCAGCAAUCAAGUUCACCAAACCCUCUUGUCUGCACUCGCGUACACCACUGGCGAUCGAGGAUCGUCCACCGCCUCGUCGUCGUCGUCGCACGUCACCGUCACCGCCACCACUUUAACCCCGCGCGACAAACUGCUCGAAUCCGUGCUGCGAUCGAUCAAGGUCGUCUACUCGGACCUGGUCGAAUGCGUAGGGCCAGGCGAGUGGGGCGAUGACUUGCUAUCGCUUACUCCUAUCAGUCCUUAUAUCAAGUAUGCGAAGCGCGAUCAGUCCGAGUCGCGCAAUGUGGAUCACUCUGACGAUGACAGCGACGACGAUGGCGACGAUCAGACGAUGGACAACGACUUUCGCACCGGACGAGCUUCCCAGAGUAACCUCAAACGACUUGCUGCAAAGGCGUUGUCGGAGUUGUACUCGCCCACCUCGACCGCGCUCCUCGGUCUCGCCCCUAUGCUCGACUUUGAUUCCUCAUCACUCGACCCGCACAGUCUGCGAUUGCGACACAAGCGAGCCGAACUCGUUUGCGACUUGUUCGCGUCGACGGUACGAACCCAAGAGCAACGUCAGGCCGUCCUUCAGACGGGUACGACGGCGAACAAGUUGUGGGAUUCGCUCGUUGGAAUCGUCACCACGACAACGGGGAGGGUUCAAGAGAGUGCGAUUGCUGCCCUCUCGGCGCUAUUCAAGGAUGAAACUGAGACUCUCAAGGCAUGCAUCGGAGGUCAGUGUCGAAUGUGGGAAUGGGCUUGCAAAGAAGUUGUUGCUGAUUCGAUUCGAGUCUACCUCCUCAUUCCCGCAGCUCAAGGCGGCAGUCCACUCUUUCCGACCUUGAACGCGCUCUCCCAAUCGGCGAACGCAUCGCGACGACUUACAGCAACCAUUGCGAGGAUCGUGCUUUGUCAAUCGAGACGGCUUUCAAUCACAUUUCCGACUCCCGAGUUUGAUCGCAACGCCGCGGGGGAACUCGGGAUCGAUUCCGUCGCCGCAACUUUGAUGGCCUUGGUCGAUGCGGACGACAAGUUACGAGGGAGGGCCUGUUUCGCACUUGGUCAGUUCUUUGAAGCUCACGUUGAGCUCGAAAUCCCCCAUGACUGAAUCAAGGUCCGGCGUAUUUUCGAUCGUAGCGUACCUGGUUGCUAUCAAGUUUUCGCUCGAGACUUAUGGAACUUCCAACAACCGAGUACUCGAGGUCGUCAAGAAAUUACUCAAAUCAACCUCAUCUCUCUCUACCACCACCACCACCACCACCACUUUAUUCGACGAAGCUUACUAUGGACCACCCCCGAACUCCACCCCGAUCGAAGCUGCGUUGACUUUAAUCGCGCUCCUAACUGCCGAAUCUGAAGAUGAUCGCCAACUCGUCAAAGAGAAGGGUUUGAUCCCACUGAUCGUCGAAUACCUCUCACACCCUUUACCCAAAGUUAAAGCUGCUGCAUGUCAUGCUUUGAGGUCCUUAUCGAGGAGUGUACAUCUCCUACGAACGAGUUUGGUCGAAACCGAAGCUGCUAAACCGCUCGUCAAACUUUUGGGAAAGGGCGAGGGUGAGGUCGUUAGGAUCACGGCUGUCGCGACGGUUUCGAAUCUGUUGUUGGAGUUUAGUCCGAUGAGAGGGACGUUGAUUGAAGAGGGGGUGGUGGAGGAGAUUGUAGCGAUGGCCCAGGAGGGGUCGAGAGGGAGGAAGAAGAAUAGGGCAGUAGGGAGGAGGAAGAGGCAAGAGGUAAAAGACGUGAAUGUGUUGUGGGCUCUCAAGAAUGGUACGUUUUAAGGGAUGGACACAACCCAUUGACCAUUCUUCCAAACUCAUGUCUCGUUUUUACCAUGCUCUCAGCGAGCUAUCAGGCUUCCUAUGAAUUCAACACGCGUCUUUUGGCCCUUCUCGGCUGGCCCAACCUCCGCACUUUUCUCUUGUCGAAGCAAACGAGCGUCUCCGAACAGGCUUUCGGGAUCCUUCGUAACCUCACAUGUACCGACGGUAGUAACCCGACGCCCGCCUUAUUCGCUCCACCUCCGUCCGGAUCCGACACGCCAUCGAUCAGGCCGGAAGAGGUGAUCAAGCACUGCGCGGACGUUUUGGAACUUGAGAAGGUUCCCUCAGAAUGGCCUAUUCUUGAAGAAGCGGGUGUGAGACUUCAAGUACUCUAUACGCUCGUCAAUUUGGCGGCGGGGGAUAUGGAUAUGAAGGGAACGAUCUUGGUUCAAAAUGGAUUGUUGGAUCUUUUGAUCGACGCUUUGGUAAGUCAUUUCUUUUCCAACCAGAGCUACAAAUUCGAUGACUUUCGAGAACUCAUCUUGACGAUGUUGGGAUGGAUUCUGAUUUGGUUUUCAUAGAAAGCAAAACUUGCGGAUGUACGAUGCGCGACCGUAUGGGUUUUCAUCAACCUCUCACAACCCAUCCCACCCCCCCCAAAUCCAAUCCCCCCGACCCACUCAACGCGGCCCCCCAAACCCCACUCGAGUCCCACUCAACCUCAAUCCUCAUCAACGACCAUAGCACCACUUUCGACACCCCCUACGAUGAAGGAGAUUCUCGUGUUUUUGAGAAACAAGGGGGUGAAUCGGGCUUUGGGUGAGUUGAGUACGGAUGUUAGUUUGGACGUGAGGGAGAGGGUCAAGGAUGCUUUGCAGGUUUUUAGUGGGUGGGAUUGA
This is a messenger RNA of Microbotryum saponariae, 2997 nucleotides long. Lineage: Eukaryota; Fungi; Basidiomycota; Microbotryomycetes; Microbotryales; Microbotryaceae. The record is from the annotation of a GenBank genome assembly.